This is a messenger RNA of Coregonus clupeaformis (lake whitefish), 445 nucleotides long. RefSeq names its product galactose-specific lectin nattectin-like. Gene Ontology annotation, molecular function: signaling receptor activity. The transcript has a single exon. NCBI's taxonomy places the organism in Eukaryota, Metazoa, Chordata, Actinopteri, Salmoniformes, Salmonidae. The record is from RefSeq and is a predicted model, not a curated record. The annotation marks the transcript as partial.
GGUUCAACAACCGAUGCUUCAAGCACUUCGCCUCUCAGCUGGACUGGGCCGAUGCAGAGUCCUACUGCGUGACCCAUGGAGCCAACCUGGCCUCUGUGAACAGCAAAGGGGAAUUCGGCUUCGUGAAAAACCUGAUCCAUGGCUUCGACCCUGCUGAGAGCAAUACCUGGAUCGGGCUGAGUGACCUCCACAAGGAAGGGAGAUGGAUGUGGUCGGACGGCUCCAAGGUGGUCUACACGUUCUGGUCUCCAAAUGAGCCCAAUAAUCUAAGUGGAAGUGAGAACUGUGUUCACACUAAUAACUUAAAGGAGAAGCUGUGGAACGACACGCUCUGCUCCAACAAGUAUGCCUUUGUCUGCGCCACGCGUCCCGGCCUCUGAACCUCUGAGUCUUUAGUUCAAAGAUGCCUUGGUUUACAUAAAUAAAGAAAAACCUUUCAUUGAAA